CCGCGAUUAGUGAACACGCGACUAAACUCUACGCCGACCUGCUAAAAGUUCAUUCAUUCGGUCGAACGUGUCUCGUCUCCGCGCUUCUUUCGCUCGAUGUCUUUGUUUAAUGUAAAAUUAAACUAUUUAAUUCUAAAAAUGUUGAAAUAAUAAUGAGUAAUGAACAAUCUUUAAACAAAUUACUUACAAAAUAUUGCACGGGGUUUGAAAAUACAAGGAUCAAGUCAGAUUUGAAGAAACAUAAUUGGUUAAUUCAAAAAUUGAGAAAGUUUGCGGAGAGACGUGCAAUGGCAGAAAGGGAAGCGCCGAAGAAAAGUUUUGAAAACAAGAAAAUUGGAGCGAAAGUAGCGAAAAGAAAAGAGAGUCUACCCGUAUCACUACCGAUUGGAUUGUACUGUAAAUUCAUGGAACAUAAAAAAUCUCAUAGUCGAAAGACUACGGUAAUUGUAAAUAAUUUGGGGGUUAAUAACGUUUCUGAAAUAAAGAGAGUAGAAAGUAACACUUUACGCUGGAAGGAGGAUAUAGAACCAAAAGCCAAAGAAGAUCGACAAUCACUCAUGGAGAAAUCAACGCAAACACCGGCUAGUAGAGAACAGGUGCAAGACAAUUUACAUAUUAUGGGACAUUAUAGAUAUACAAAUGAACAGUCAACUCAAACUGAAACUAUUACAGAAAAUGAGAGAGAAAUUUUGAAUGUUAUAGGAAAUUAUGGAUACACAAUAGAUGAUAUACAUAUGUUUCAUCAAAAUUCAAUCAAUGAUAAUAACAACCAGAGUAGUACGGGAAAUUUAAAUGUAUUGACGGAUCAAGAAAUAAAUCAGACAAAUGUCGUGUCUCAAAAUCACAAUGAAAUAAACAAAAUAUCAAACACAGCUGACGAAAGAAAAUCCACGAACUGUGGCAUUACACUUAAUAAAGUCGAUCUCUUUAGUGAUCUAAACAAGUUGAUUUUAAGUCGGUUGUAUGUUGCGUCUACAAAGAAAGAUGACGGGCACAAAGAACUUUCUAAAACAAGUCAAUCUUUAGUUAAUGAAAUUUUUGAAAUGGUCUCACUGUUUUUUGAAAGUCGGAAAUUAAAUACUUACAACGAAAUAGUUGAAAUUUUGGAUGAUAUCGAAGAUGAAGAACAAACAAAUGAAACUCCAAAUACUAUGAUCGAACAACCGCAGAAUAUGACAGAUGCUGGAAACAUUAACUGCGGUCCAUCACAAUCGCAAAAUGCCUCUCAAGAGACAACGCUUCCAAUACAGAUGGCAAAUACCUAUAUUGGAAUACAAUCUCAAAAUCUUCUUAGUCAAAAUCAAGAGAAAAAUAUCGCUAUAAAUCCAACAGCGGUUAAUGAAGCCCUAGAUUUACGAGGCGAAAGAAUGCGAAAACAAUAUAAUGCGCAAAAAAGGAAUUAUUUAAAAGAAAAUGAGAAUAUACCACAACAGGUCGCAAACGAUCAGUAUGCAAGAUUUCUUUGUCCACAACAGGAAAUGCACGUGAAUAGAUGUAACCAAGCUCCGCCGGCGCGUCCAACUCGACCUGUUGGGAACGUGGCGACCCAUCCUCAGACCUCAUCAAAUCCACAAAACAUACAGUUAGUUAGACCAAGACUUAGUCCGAUAAACCCAAAUGCUAUAAGUAGUCAACAUGUAGUUAGUUCAAUACACUCAAAUGCUAACAAAGCUGGUGCUACGAAUGUACUCCUCCACUCACAUGGCGGUGGGUUCGCAGGCAUAGAUAAAUCACAAAAUUGUCGAAUUCCUCAAAAUAAUUCUGAAUAUUCUCAAAACCUACAAAACCCCAUACACCUAAGUACCAACAACGCUUGUGCUGUACAACAAAAUUAUCAAAACCCUAAUCAACAUCAUCAACAGACGAUUAAUCCGAUACGUCAAAAUGACACCUACCCAGGUGCUUUAUACGGCAAUUAUCAUAUGCCCAUAAAUAAUUAUGAGCCUACUCAAAAUCAACAGAGACAUAAUGAUAUGAUGAGACCUAUACACCCAAAUACCGCUAACGGCGCUGAGAUGUAUGAAAAUUUUUGGAUUUCUCAAAAUAAUUCAGAGUCUGCGCAUAACAAGCAGGUUAGACCUGCGCUCAGUCGGAUAAACCCAAGCGCCGAGUACAUCGCUGGUGUGCCCCAAGAAUAUCAAAACUCUCAAAAUACUUAUGGGAAUCCUCAUAACCAACAAUUAAUCAGACAAAUUCACCCGAAUGCUUUCUACCCACAAACAGUAUCAUAUCCAAACAUAUAUCCGAAAAGAUAGAUAUAUUAAUAUAGUACUCUCUAUCUCAACUUGGCGUGAUCCCAGUUACAUUCGCGCCUGUGACGGGGAAGCCCAGUGUCCGCGAAAAAUUAAAAUGUUGUCUUUGACUUAAGUUAAUCAUCAGAUUUGGCUCUCUACUUUACAUUUGGGCUUUUGUAUUUCUUAGUCGCCUCUUACGAUAUCCACGAGAGGUAAUAGAGUAAAUCUGAGCGGGAACCACACGCCUUCUACACUAUCCAGGCAAGACAAGUAACAACACUACGAAGCGUGUUUUAAAAUGCUAUUCGUUUGUAGCCUUAAAAGUAUCAGGCGGCUACAUAAAAUACUUUGUUUUAUUAUUAUCUCUACAGAUAUUAAAACAACGGUAUGAAAUACUUUCUACCCACUAAAAUCACCAUUUCAAUAGCGGGGCACCCACGUCUUAUAAAUUAUUUACGUAUAUACACGAGUAGGUAGGUUAUUAAAAAUAUAUAAUAUGUUAGAUUCCCCGCCGCGUCAAUUUCCACUCUAUAGUCAUUUGGGGAAAGAUUUUUGAAAAAUAAGUAGCCUAUGUUUGAACGUGGGUCUACAACUAUAUACAUACAACAUGUCAUCAAAAUUAGUCCAGCAAAUUAGCCGUGAAAGAGGAAUAGACCUACAGACAGACUUCCGUAUCUAAAAUAUUAGUAUGAGUGACUAAUAUUCGAAGAUGAAGUUAAUAAAAAUAUUGAUAAAAGUCCUGUACCAGUUUAAUGCAUGAUGUUUUUAUCUUUUAUCCACGGGAUAUAUAGAAUAUAAAGUCUAUACCUAUGCAUGUAAAUAUAAAAUAUUAUUAUAUAAUUAAAUAUUACACAAUAGAAGAGGGUCGCAACGAAACUUGACAGAGUAAGGGAUUUAGAGAGAAUAUGAAAGUUGCAUUGUUACCAAAUAAGUUAAGAGGAAAGGGAAGAGGCUAUCAUCGAUUGGGCAUGUACUGAGAAGUGACGAGACGCUCGUCACAAUAUAGCUGUGAUAAAUAUGAAUGUGGGAAAUUGGUUUAAUUUUACUGCUCCGCGCGGUCCAAUUGACAAAUCACAUGCUUUGCUCGCGCGAUUUUCUUUUAAUACCCGAUUACAGGAAAAACCGCAAAGCGAAAUAUAUUUCAGCUGGCCUUAGCUAGAUAACUUUAUGAUGGAUGAACAAUUUGACCAGCAACGCGAGCUAUGUUCGUUUAGCUCGUGGCAUCAUGACGUCGUCGGCACAUUUCAAGGUAAGUUAUUGUAAAUAUUUUAAGACAAUUUCUAUUUGACACAGUCGCUAAAAUAUCUAUUUAGAUGCUAAAAUAGCUAUUUAGAUUUAUUUACAUCUAAUAAUUAAUAUACAUGUUUAAAACACAAACAAAAAGCACAGAAACGCUUAAAAUCGGUUGUACAGAAUAUAAAAUAUGUAAAUAUCUAUAUGUGUAUAUUAAAAUUAAAUAUGUAAAAAUAGAUACAAUUCUUGAAAUUGUAGAAUAAAGUUGAUAUUAAUUAUAUAAAUUCUAAUUACCUAUAAAAUAUAUAUAAUAUCUUUAUAGUAUAAUG
Molecule: messenger RNA, 3796 nt
Organism: Plodia interpunctella (Indianmeal moth)
Lineage: Eukaryota; Metazoa; Arthropoda; Insecta; Lepidoptera; Pyralidae
Exons: 3
Coding region: 153-2255 (700 amino acids)
Source: RefSeq, a predicted model, not a curated record